CCGGCGGCCGCGGAGGCGCGAGGACGCGGAGCCCCGGCGGGGCCUGGGGCAGGUGGGGGCGGAGGCAAGAGGUAGUGUAAUGGCAGAGAAGGCACCUGGGGGCAUUAGCCCCCUGCAGCAGAUGGUGGCAUCAGGCACAGGGGUCCUUGUUACCUCCAUUUUCAUGACCCCGCUGGAUGUGGUAAAGGUCCGACUACAGUCCCAGCGCCCUUUUCCCACCAGUGGGUUGGCAAAGUCCAAGAGAUCCUGGAGCAUCCCCUAUACUAAAUGGAAGUGUAUGCUAUACUGCAACGGCAUUCUCGAGCCCCUCUAUCUGUGUCAGAAUGGUUCUCGCUGUUCCGUCUGGUACCAGCAUCCCACCUACUUCACAGGCACCCUGGAUGCCUUUGUGAAGAUUACUCGGCACGAGGGUGCCAGGACCCUGUGGAGUGGCCUCCCUGCAACUCUAGUGAUGACAGUGCCUGCCACCGCCAUUUACUUUUCCACCUAUGACCAGCUCAAGGCCUUCUUAUGCAGCCGAGCUGUGACUUCUGACCUCUAUGCACCCAUGGUGGCAGGAGCUCUGGCUCGACUGGGCACCGUGACUGUGAUCAGUCCCCUGGAGCUGGUGAGAACUAAGCUUCAGACUCAGCAUCUGUCCUACCGUGAACUUGGGGCCUGUGUCAGGGCAGCCGUGUCCCAGGGCGGCUGGCACUCUCUCUGGCUUGGCUGGAGUGCCACCGUGUUGAGGGACGUGCCUUUUUCAGCCCUGUACUGGUUUAACUAUGAGUUGGUGAAGUCGUGGCUCUGUCAGAUGGCAGCCAAGGACCGGACCUCUGUCAGUAUCAGCUUUGUGUCUGGAGCCUUCUCAGGAACAGUGGCUGCCGUGCUCACACUGCCUUUUGAUGUGGUCAAAACUCAGCGUCAGAUGGAGUUGGGAAACCUGGGAGCCUUGAGAGUAACAUCCCCACGGUCCCCAUCCACCUGGCUGCUGCUCCGACGAAUCCAAGCUGAGUCUGGGGCCAGAGGACUCUUUGCAGGCUUCCUCCCACGGAUCAUCAAAGCAGCCCCUUCCUGUGCCAUCAUGAUCAGCACUUACGAAUUGAGCAAAAACUUUUUCCAGAGACUGAACCUGGAAAAAUGCCCUCGGGGACCCUGAGGGAAGAGAGAGAGAGAGAUG
Dromiciops gliroides (monito del monte) is the source of this 1159-nucleotide messenger RNA. Its product is annotated as solute carrier family 25 member 39-like. The record is from RefSeq and is a predicted model, not a curated record. Lineage: Eukaryota; Metazoa; Chordata; Mammalia; Microbiotheria; Microbiotheriidae. Gene Ontology annotation, biological process: mitochondrial transmembrane transport. Bases 80 to 1138 code for a protein of 352 amino acids. The transcript has a single exon.